Messenger RNA from Diceros bicornis minor, 924 nucleotides. RefSeq names its product olfactory receptor 5AC1-like. Gene Ontology annotation, molecular function: olfactory receptor activity; odorant binding; G protein-coupled receptor activity. Gene Ontology annotation, biological process: G protein-coupled receptor signaling pathway. The transcript has a single exon. Lineage: Eukaryota; Metazoa; Chordata; Mammalia; Perissodactyla; Rhinocerotidae. Gene Ontology annotation, cellular component: membrane. The record is from RefSeq and is a predicted model, not a curated record.
AUGUCAGAAGAAAACAAGACGCUGGUGACCGAGUUUGUUCUCACGGGACUUACAGAGCAUCCAGGGCUGCAGGUCCCCCUGUUCCCGGUGUUCCUGGUCACCUACCUCACCACCAUGGGGGGCAACCUCGGACUGGUGGCUCUCAUCUGGAAGGACCCCCGUCUGCACAGCCUCAUGUACUUAUUCCUUGGCAGUUUAGCCUUUGCAGAUGCUUGUUCUUCAUCCUCAGUGACCCCCAGGAUGCUAAUGAAUUUUUUAUCUAAGAAUCAUGUGAUACCUCUCCUUGACUGCAUGGCCCAAUUUUAUUUUUUUGGUUCCAGUGCCACCACAGAAUGUUUCCUCCUGGCGUUGAUGGCCUAUGAUCGUUAUGUAGCCAUAUGCAACCCCUUGCUUUACCCAGUGGUCAUGUCCAAUAACCUCUGUACCCAGUUUAUAGCUGUUUCAUAUGCCACUGGUUUUCUACAUUCAGCAAUUCAUGUGGGUUUGUAAUUUAGAUUAACCUUCUGCAGGUCCAAUGUAAUAUAUAAUUUCUACUGUGAAAUUUUACAACUGUUCAAAAUUUCUUGCACUGAUCCUAGAGUUAAUACUCUUCUGGUUUUAAUCUUCUCAGCCUUUAUACAAGUCUUCACUUUUAUGACCAUCAUGGUCACUUACUCCUACGUCCUCUUUGCCGUCCUGAAAAAGAAGUCUGCAAAGGGCAGAAGCAAAGCCUUCUCCACGUGCAGUGCCCACCUGCUCUCUGUCUCUUUGUUCUAUGGCACUCUCUUCUUCAUGUGUGUGCAUCCUGGGUCUGGCCCAGCUGAAGUUCAUGACAAAAUGUAUUCUUUAUUUUACACAAUAGUAAUUCCUCUACUAAACCCUUUUACUUACAGCUUGAGAAACAGAGAGGUUAUAGGUGCCCUGAGAAGAAUCAUGAAGACAUAA